Molecule: messenger RNA, 1224 nt
Organism: Candidozyma auris
Lineage: Eukaryota; Fungi; Ascomycota; Pichiomycetes; Serinales; Metschnikowiaceae
Gene: SPO7
Product: Nem1-Spo7 phosphatase regulatory subunit SPO7
Exons: 1
Coding region: 1-1224 (407 amino acids)
Biological process (GO): nuclear envelope organization
Cellular component (GO): Nem1-Spo7 phosphatase complex
Molecular function (GO): phosphoprotein phosphatase activity; protein phosphatase regulator activity
Source: RefSeq, a predicted model, not a curated record
AUGUCUGAGACACUAGAGCUUUCGCCUCGUUCAGACGACGACGGCAUGCUCUCAGACCUGCCUCAGCUCAAUCACGGCAGCUCGUUAAGUUCCAUCGCCAUGGACGACGAAAAACGAUGGUCUCCGUCAGAAGUGGGCUCUGAGUCGGAUGGAGGCAAAGAUUUGGGCAACACGGUUUAUUCGAGUGCCUCUGAGCUGGAAUCACAGCUGGUGAAGGCGAAAGAGCCUCGAAAGAAGAAGGGGAAAGCGCCUACGCCAGGGCUGGGGCUGGGGCUUCUGCCGAAACAGAAAAAGAAAGUAAGGAGGAAGUCUAGGAACCUGGAUGUGUUUCUGGAGAAGUCUCACCGUUCAGAGCUUCAUGGAAGCGGUUACACGCUGACUCCAGCAGCAGGCAAAAUAUUUCGGAACUUGCUUAUCUUGGAAGAGAGUCUUCGACAACAGGUUAUGCAACAACGGGCGCUUCGAAGAAAGUACUUGACGUUUUUGGCAGUUCUCUGCUCUUUAAUUGCAUUCAUUUCUCAUCACUUAUAUUUCAAUGACCACAGCGCCUCAGUGAGAGUGCUGCUCCAGCUCAUGCUUCUAGCGCUUUCUGUGACCUUGAUGCUAUACCACUUAUCUGGUGAGUACCAAAAGACAAUUGUUCUUCCGAGAAAGUUUCUCUCGUCAACAAAUAAAGGCUUGCGCCAACUCAAUUUGCGUUUGGUCAAGAUAAAAACCUCCAUGACCGACACCACUGUCGACCUCAUACGAGAGGCAGGUCUUUUUUUGUGUACUAUGUGUCUACGAAGCUGUCACACUGUCUACCCAUCUAUGAUACAGAACCCAAACUCCAGAUUAGAGGUGUUUUUGGUCUCGGCUCAGCUGCAGUGCCAGCCACGGUUCGGCCUAACCGACGUGAAAUUGACUCUCUUACCUCGUUCGUUCAACACUGAUAUCCGAGAGGGAUGGGAGCUAUACAGAAAUGAGUUCUGGGUGAACGAGGGCGUCAGAAGAAGAAUCGCCAUGAUGGAGUUUGUCAGUGGGCCCGCAGAAGAUAAACUGAGGGCAAAGAAAGAAAAGAAGGAGCGUCGCAAACCUAGAAUCCCAACGGCAAAGGACCUUCCAAACCCCCAUCAGGCCAACCCGGCCAAUUUGGACGGAUUGUUCCUGCCCCAGGAACUCUCCAAGGAGAAUCUUGAGGCUCUAGGAAAGGCGGAGAGUCUCGAUAUGGAGGCUUCUUUUUAG